AUGCCUCCCAAGAAGAAAGGUGACAAAUCAGGUAGUGGUGGUGACGAAGACCACUUGACACGCAUUGCUAUCGUGAAGACAGAUAAAUGCAAGCCCAAGAAGUGCAAACAAGAAUGCAAGAAGUCUUGCCCAGUCGUGAGGCUUGGAAAGCUUUGCAUUGAAGUAGGGCCAAAAAGUAAGCUGGCCUUCAUUGCAGAACCUCUUUGCAUUGGGUGUGGUAUUUGUGUGAAGAAGUGCCCUUUCGAAGCAAUCAAUAUCAUCAACCUUCCAAAGGAUCUAGAGAGGAAUACGACGCAUCGAUACGGUCCAAACUCUUUCAAGCUUCACCGUUUACCAAUGCCCAGGCCUGGGCAAGUUCUUGGGCUGGUCGGGACAAACGGUAUUGGAAAAUCCACUGCGUUGAAGAUCCUUGCUGGAAAAAUGAAACCAAACUUGGGUCGUUUUGAUAGUCCUCCUGACUGGGAGGAGAUUUUGGUUCACUUUCGAGGCAGUGACCUUCAGAAUUAUUUCACCAGAAUCCUUGAAGACACAAUGAAAGCAACGAUCAAACCACAGUACGUUGAUCACAUUCCUCGCGCCAUCAAGGGUCAGGUAGAGCAAGUGCUGAGAGCAAAGGAUGACCGCAGUGAAGCUGAAGGAAGAGAUAUUUUCGACUGGGCUACGACUCAAGCAGAAUUGAAGCAUUUGUUGAAGCGUGAUAUUCGAGUUCUAUCUGGAGGUGAAUUGCAAAGGUUUGCCAUAGCGGCUGUAGCUGUACAAGUUAGUGAUGUGUACAUGUUCGAUGAACCCUCUUCAUACCUCGAUGUCAAGCAACGUCUUACAGCUGCGAACAUGAUUCGAGAGAUUUUGGAGAGUAAAGAUGGUGAUAGGCGUUAUGUCUUGGUGGUUGAGCACGAUUUGGCCGUUCUCGACUAUUUAAGUGAUUAUGUUUGUGUUCUGUAUGGUGCACCUGGUGCCUACGGUGUUGUCACCAUGCCUUUCAGUGUUAGGCAAGGUAUUAAUGCCUUUUUGGCAGGAUUCAUCCCUACUGAAAAUCUUCGCUUCCGUGAUGAUGCUCUGUCGUUCAAGGUGUCUGAACGUGCAGAAGCUGGAGAUGUGAAGGACGAUGUGAUGAAACAAUAUUACUAUCCGGACAUGACCAAGACACAAAGAAGAGAAAAAUCCCAGUUUAUCAUGCAUGUUGAUGCGGGUUCGUUCACAGAUUCUGAAAUCAUUGUCCUUCUUGGAGAAAAUGGAACUGGGAAAACAACUUUCGUUAGAAUGUUGGCGGGUUUGUUAAAAAGUGACGAGCAGGUCAAGCUCGAGAAAGAGGGAAUGGAUUAUGAAGCCGCACAAGCUGGAGUUCCUGAUCUCAAUGUGAGCUACAAGCCUCAGAAGAUCGCCCCAAAAUUCGAGGGAACAGUGCGACAACUUCUGCACAAGCGAUGCCGUGACGCAUAUGUGCAUCCUCAAUUUAUUUCUGAUGUGAUGAAGCCUCUCAUGAUUGAGAAUAUCAUUGACAACGGUGUCCAAUCCCUCUCUGGAGGUGAAUUGCAAAGACUGGCAGUCACUCUUGCUCUAGGAAAGCCUGCCGAUGUCUAUCUGAUCGACGAACCAAGCGCUUAUCUUGACUCUGAGCAGCGCAUAAACUGCGCCAAGGUUAUUAAGCGUUUCAUUAUGCACAGCAAGAAAACAGCAUUUGUUGUUGAACAUGACUUCAUUAUGGCUACAUAUCUUGCUGAUCGAGUUGUCGUCUAUCACGGAAGGCCUGGAAUUGAAGCAACUGCAUCUGCCCCUCAAUCGUUGUUGACAGGUAUGAAUCAAUUCCUCAAGAGUCUUCAAGUUACUUUCCGCCGUGACCCUGUGAACUUCCGACCAAGGAUCAACAAGAGGGGCUCCCAGAAGGAUAUGGAACAGAAGAAAAAUGGAAACUACUUCUUUUACGAGGAGGAAGACACUAAUGAUGGAGAUGAUUUUGAUGAUAUUUAA
This is a messenger RNA of Cylindrotheca closterium, 1968 nucleotides long. Lineage: Eukaryota; Bacillariophyta; Bacillariophyceae; Bacillariales; Bacillariaceae. The record is from the annotation of a GenBank genome assembly.